AAUCAAAACCCAGUAUGCUCAGAUAAAAGAAGUUGCAGGACUUAGUAUGUCAAUUCCUGUUUGAGACUAGAAGAGUGAACAAGAGUGUGCUUUUGUAGCCAAAAGACCAAAAAGGGCAGGAUUCACUUGGGAGCUGAAACAAAGAGCUGCAUUUAAAGAGUCCAGAAUCAUCUGAAGACCCUAAAGGCAAAGAGACUGUUUUGUUUGCUGGAUUCUUUGAUGCCCUGGAAGCAGUUCAUUUGGAUUUUGUGACUUAGUUGAAGAGGCAAGCUAUUGAAGACCCCCUCCCAAGGCAUGCAGCAGCGUUAAGCGUGAAAUGACCUUCACUACAUUUCAACAGGAUGACCUAAAAAGUGACAUCAGUCAAAAAUUACCAGACCAACAGUUUCUCCUGUUGACCAUGAGGGAGGAAGAUUUAAAAACUGCAGACACCAAAAAACCAAACAGAAUUUAUGAGCAUGAAAAAGAAAACACUCGUUCUGUCUGUCUUCUUGAACAGAAACGCAAGGUUGUUUCUUCAAAUAUUGAUGUGCCUCCGGCAAGAAAAUCUUCAGAAGAACUGGACAUGGAUAAAGUGACAGCAGCUAUGGUACUAACCAGUUUAUCUACCAGCCCUUUGGUUCGCAGCCCUCCUAUACGACCCAAUGAAUCCCUGAAUGGAUCUUGGAAAGAAGGAGGAUUUGUGCCUUCUAGUACCAGCAGUAGUGGAUACUGGAGCUGGAGUGCCCCCAGUGACCAGUCUAAUCCAUCCACCCCAUCUCCGCCUCUGUCUGCUGAUAGCUUCAAACCCUUUCGAAUGUCCUCUCAGCCAGAUGAUAGUAUUGAUGAAGUUGAAACCAGCAGUCUCCUUUUUGAUGAGCCCAUUCCUAGAAAGAGAAAGAACUCCAUGAAGGUAAUGUUCAAAUGCCUAUGGAAAAACUGUGGAAAGGUACUGAGCACAGCCGCUGGGAUUCAGAAACACAUCCGAACCAUUCAUCUUGGACGGGUAGGAGAGUCUGACUACAGUGAUGGAGAGGAAGAUUUUUACUACACAGAGAUCAGACUGAACACAGACUCGGCGGUGGAUGGCUUAAGCAGCAUUUCUCCAGUGUCUUCAUCUCUAGGCUCUCCUCCUCCUUUUCCCACCCAAGAUGCAAAUCGUCCUGAAACGUCAUGUGCCAAAACUGAGCCUAAAUUGAUGACGCCUCUGAGUCGCUCAGCUCCUACCAAUCUCUACCUCGUCCACACAGAUCAUGCUUACCAGGCUACUCCUCCAGUGAACAUUCCAGGGUCAACAAAGUUCACUCCCAACGGCCGUAGCUUUAGCAUCUCUUGGCAGUCACCUUCAGUUACCUUUACAGGCACUCCGGUCUCACCAACCCAUAAUCGUCCUGCAGGGACAGGAGAGCCGAAACAACAGACCCACACAGUUCUCUCAUCACCACCCAGAGCAUCAUUUGGCUUAAGGAAAUCUAGAGGGGAGGGGAAAAAAUGUCGGAAAGUGUAUGGGAUGGAGAACCGAGAUAUGUGGUGUACUGCCUGUCGUUGGAAGAAAGCCUGCCAAAGGUUCAUUGACUGAAGACUAGAAGCACAGAGGAUCCAGGAAUGGGAGUACAAUAGUAGGAUCCUGUCGCUUCAGCUGCUCCUGCCUACCCUCCACUGCUGCCUUUUAAACAGACUUGUAUUCAAAACAACGCACUUGUCGCCAAGGAGAAGCACUUAGCAAAACCUAUGUGGAGCAAUGGAGCCAAAAAAAAAAAAAGUCAUGUCAAGUAUUGAACCAAGAGCAGCUAUUAAUGUUUUUCUAAAAACAAAUAAUUUGUUGCUAACUGAACUAUUUGCUCCCCCCCAACUAUUCUUUAACCAUGUCAAUGUCUAUGCUGUGAACCUUUGUCAGUUGAACCAAGUACUGUGUGUUGCCCUGAAAUGAAGAUUUCUUUUUUAAAACUUUAAACAUUUAAUUAACACUUUAGAAUAUAAACUACGGUUCACUCAACAGCAGCCAUACCACAAGUGGAGUCUUCUAAAUAAUUCUGCUUAUGUGAAUGAUCAUGGUUAGGUUUCUCAUUUGGGGUGUUUAAGAAAUUAAAAUCUAGCACUCCUGGAUUUUUUUUUAAAGUGGUCACAAACCAGAAAGAAGAGUGGAGCUAAGAUUUAGAUUGUAAUACUCCAGAGAAGGAAAAAUGAUGGGAAAACACCAGCAAAUCUCAGCCACAAGUAAGUCCAAGAUUUCAGGGAUAGAGCUUCAAC
Messenger RNA from Pelodiscus sinensis (Chinese soft-shelled turtle), 2229 nucleotides. NCBI's taxonomy places the organism in Eukaryota, Metazoa, Chordata, Testudines, Trionychidae. The record is from RefSeq and is a predicted model, not a curated record.